Messenger RNA from Eimeria necatrix, 705 nucleotides. RefSeq names its product AGC kinase, putative. The record is from RefSeq and is a predicted model, not a curated record. Bases 1 to 705 code for a protein of 234 amino acids. Gene Ontology annotation, biological process: protein phosphorylation. Gene Ontology annotation, molecular function: protein serine/threonine kinase activity; ATP binding. The transcript has a single exon. Lineage: Eukaryota; Apicomplexa; Conoidasida; Eucoccidiorida; Eimeriidae.
AUGGAGUUCGUGAACGGAGGCGAGUUGUUCAGUUACUUGCGGCGGCAAAUCUGCGUGUCAGUGGAGCAGGCGCGGCUGUACGCGGCGGAGAUCACUUUGGCCUUCGAGUACCUGCACGGCCGCAGCGUGGCCUACCGCGACCUGAAGCCGGAGAACCUGCUGCUGGACGCGCAGGGGCACAUAAAGCUGACGGACUUCGGCUUUGCCAAGGUAGUCACUGGCCGGACUUGGACUCUCUGCGGCACUCACGAGUACUUGGCCCCGGAGUCCAUCACCCGCCGCGGCGACGGGCUGCAGGUGGACUGGUGGGCGCUGGGCAUUUUGCUCUUCGAGAUGCUGGCGGGGCGGCCCCCCUUCGUGGACGACACUCCUCUUGGGAUUUAUAAGAAGAUCAUCGCGGGGAAGGUGGAGUUUCCCCCGCUCUUCGAUUCUGCGGCUAAGUCCCUCGUGCGCAGGCUCCUCAUCCACGAGCCCAACAAGCGCUACGGCUGUCUCAAAGACGGGGCCUUGGACGUGAAAAAUCACAAGUUCUUCAGAGGCCUCGACUGGGGCCUUUGCCUCCGCCGCCAGCUGCGCCCGCCCUACAAGCCCAACACCCGCGGGCCCCGAGACAGCAGCAUGUUCGACACUUACGCGGAGUCCACGGAGUCCUCAGCGCCCCCCAUCGAUCCCGCCACACAGCAGGCCCUCUUCCACAACUUCUGA